This is a messenger RNA of Drosophila busckii, 2151 nucleotides long. RefSeq names its product RNA polymerase I-specific transcription initiation factor RRN3 (gene Tif-IA). Lineage: Eukaryota; Metazoa; Arthropoda; Insecta; Diptera; Drosophilidae. Gene Ontology annotation, cellular component: nucleus. Bases 225 to 2084 code for a protein of 619 amino acids. The record is from RefSeq and is a predicted model, not a curated record. The transcript is spliced from 6 exons. Gene Ontology annotation, molecular function: RNA polymerase I general transcription initiation factor activity; RNA polymerase I core binding. Gene Ontology annotation, biological process: transcription initiation at RNA polymerase I promoter.
GUGUACGUUAGCAAACUUGAUAACUGCAUCUAUAAGAAACAAUUAUUGAAUUAACUAGAUAUAAUGUUAGUUUUGCAUAUUGCCAGCCACUUAGAGUAUUUUCAUUGGUUUAUGAUACGCAAAACGUAAAAGCAUAAACACAUUCAACGGCAACGCAAAGUGAUAGUGUAUUGUGCCCUUGUUGGUAUUGCGUAUUAUUAGGAAAUAGUUAGCAAUUUGCAAUAAUGUCUGUGUACAGCAGCAAAACGGGCGUUACGUCCAUAUUAAAAUCCUUCUCCAGCGCGGAUAGGGAACGCGCAAAGACGGCUGCACUAAACAAAGUGCGCUUUGAGACGCCCAAAGAAAAGGGUAUUGUCGAAUCUGUGCGUGUGGCACUGGAGGAGCAGAAUUUCCAUUUGAUACAAGAGUUUACAUACUUUCUAAGCGAAGCUGAUCUCAGUGAUGAAGAGGUAAUACAAAUAUUCAAAGAUGCACGCAAAAUUGUGCACAGUCUGUCGCCAAAGUUUGCCAAUUUGGUCGAGGCACUCCUGUCACUUAACUGGAAAAAGCGCAGCACAGAGGCUAUACAAGCGUAUACGGAAUUCAGCGUAGAUGUUAUGGUGGCGCACAAUACAUAUAUACACAUAGGCAUGAAUAAGUUGAUACUCAAUUGGAUACCCUCUGACUUGGAAUCGGCUGACUGGGUGAAUGGUUACCCCUCGGAGCGUGUGCGUGCUGAUCUGGAGACUGUGCAUAGUGUACUUAAUCGUAUACUGACAGCUGUGCCAAUGGCUUUUGAUGUCGUCGUCGACACCAUUGCGGCAAAGUUUCCAUACUUUAAGAAAGCCACACAUGUCACAGCCGGCUAUUUGCACAAUGUGCUUUGGCUUAUGGAAUACAAGCCAGUUUUCGAGGAACUGUUGUUGCAAUUGGUACUACAAAAGCUACUCAUUUUGGAUGUGCAUGCGCCGCGUGACGAAAUCGAAGCCAUGAAGGAGGAUUCUGAUGAUGAGGAUAAAAUGGAUGACGAUGCAUUGUUUCAUAUGGACGAUGUUAAUGACCAUCCUAAGCCAGAAAUACCUGUGGCACAUCUUGAGCAUCCCAUAGGUCAAAUGCUGGACAUUUGCCUUCUAAAAUUUUUCAAGUUCCUAGACGACAAGUGCCGACCACAGCCCAAUAGCACCGAGGAGCAACGAAUAGCCCAGAGCCGUUUCUUCAAGACACUUGUACGCACCUUUGAUGAAGUGCUCUUGCCUACGCACAAUACACACCACGUACAGUUUGUGAUCUUUUAUGUGUGCAGUUUACGACCUGCCUAUGCGGAGGCAUUUCUCAGCACGCUCUGGCAAAAGGUGCAGAAUCCAAAUGUUUCCUCCAUCAUACGCCAUCAAUCAGUUAGUUAUAUAGCCAGUUUCCUAGCACGCUCCAAAUUUGUGCCGUUAAGCACCAUUAUAUACUAUCUGAAGGAGAUGAGCGCAUGGGCGAAUUCUUAUAUAAAUGAUUCAGAUGAAUUUAGCAGCAAAAACUGCUCGCUUAAAGCUAAUAUGGUUUUCUUCUCCGUCUGCCAGGGCAUGUUCUAUUUGAUUGCCUUUCGCGCUCGUGAUCUGACUAUUAAUCAAAAAAAUUUAGCAAUGCUGAAUACACUGCAGCUAUCUCGUCUGGCAAUGUGUCACUUCAAUCCGCUGAGAUACUGUCUACCACCCGUGGCCACAGCCUUUGCAGGCGUCACUCGUACCUAUCAACUAGCAUAUUGUCAUACGGUGCUGGAGCGUAAUGCCCGACGCAAAUUGGCCACUAUUUAUGGUCACGAGAAGCUAAUGCCAGAGGAAACGCUGGAAACGUUCUUUCCUUUUGAUCCAUUUAUACUGCCAAUUUCGAACAAGUUUAUAGACCGCAUCUAUCUAGUCUAUAAGGUGCAUGAGCUGGACGAGUCGGCAGACUAUACACCCACUGAGAUAUUGAGACGAAAACGCGGCGACUCCGAAAUGGUGGAAGAGGACGAUUUCAUACUGGCAGAUAAGCGACAGAAGCUAAGCGAGUUGUCCAAAAGCCAGCAGUUUGACAAGCAGUUUUACUACGGCACAUCUCCGGGCUUUAAUCAAUAAUCGAUACUUUUUAGUUACAAGAAUGUAUGAUAUUUAUGAAAUAUAUAUAUAUUUAAUAUAUACUCAA